This is a messenger RNA of Plodia interpunctella (Indianmeal moth), 585 nucleotides long. RefSeq names its product Transcription-factor-IIA-S (gene TfIIA-S). NCBI's taxonomy places the organism in Eukaryota, Metazoa, Arthropoda, Insecta, Lepidoptera, Pyralidae. Gene Ontology annotation, biological process: RNA polymerase II preinitiation complex assembly; transcription initiation at RNA polymerase II promoter. The transcript is spliced from 4 exons. The record is from RefSeq and is a predicted model, not a curated record. Gene Ontology annotation, molecular function: RNA polymerase II general transcription initiation factor activity; TBP-class protein binding. The coding region runs from base 146 to 472 and encodes 108 amino acids. Gene Ontology annotation, cellular component: transcription factor TFIIA complex.
AAAACAUAGCUGAUUUGUUUGUAGACAGACAGGUUGUCUAAGCAUUUACCUGCUACAUAAAAAUAAAAUUAAUUCAUGUUAUUGGUGUACGUAAAGUAAUUUUUGACGAUUUAUUAUAAAAUAAAUUGAAUAAAUAUCAUUAGACAUGUCUUACCAACUGUACAGAAAUACCACUAUCGGCAAUACACUCCAGGAAAGCUUGGACGAAUUGAUACAGUAUGGGCAGAUUACUCCUGCGUUGGCGAUUAAAGUAUUGCUGCAAUUUGAUAAAUCCAUCAAUCAGGCUCUAUCCAACAGGGUGAAAUCUAGGCUAACAUUCAAAGCAGGAAAAUUAAACACUUACAGGUUCUGCGAUAAUGUAUGGACUUUCAUGUUGAAUGAUGUGGAGUUCAGGGAAGUGCAGGAGGUUGCAAAAGUGGACAAAGUGAAAAUAGUUGCUUGUGAUGGCAAAAAUGUUGAAGACCGGAGGUAACCAUUGAUGAUGUGUGUGUUAAUACUAUAGUUUAAUUCGAAAAAAUAUGUAAUUCUCAAAAUGUUUGUUGAAAAUCUCUUUAUUUUGAAAUAAACAGUGGGCAAUAAUUGGUA